ACAUAGUUAUAGUUGACCCUUAACAUAAAUACCUGCAACUAAGACAAUUAUAUUACGGUUAGUAUAGAAGUAUUCACCUAACAAAAAUUUAUCACAAUGGUAUGGUUAAUGAAUUGUUGUGUUUGUUUGAAUUGACUUAGUCUUUUAGCAAUUUUCAUAGGCUGAAAAGGAUCUUGCUUUCAAGUUUUCAUCCAACAUAAUGUAUGAGAUUUAUCUAAAUUAGGCGUUCAUAUGUUGUGGUCUACACUCUACAUAUACAAAUAUACAUUAUAUGAACAAUUUUAAGCUUUAUAUUUUAUGAGUCUAAAAGGAUGAACGUUUAACUCUUGAGUGGUUAUUCAAAAUAUUAAGUAUGUGUAUAUAUUAUAUAUAUGGCUAAUUAUUUAUCUGGUUAAUUUGGUUUGGCUGGUUAAGAGUGUCCGAAACCAAACCAAACCACCUAAACCAAACAAGCUAAAAACUUUAACCAAACCAAACCAAUUAACCAAACCAAAUUAUCCAAAUAGUACUGGUUAAAACGGUUGCCAUGGUAACCAGACCGUUUGAACACCCCUACCGACUAAGAUUCCCAUCGGUUUAACCAUUCGACGAAGGUUACUUCAAUUUUGUACAUGUGUGCAAUAGUCUGAUUCGAUAUGAAGCGGAUUAAGCAAUGAGAAUCACAAUAUUCAUUACCUUCCUCAUACAAGUUUUAUCUUGGCUACUCUUGGCUCCCGUCCUUUGUGGGCAUGGCAAAGUAUCUUGGAAGGACGUAAUCAUAUAGUACAAGGUCGAGGUGGCUUAUUGGUUCAAGUACUUGCGUCCACAUUACUAAUGGUGUGUGGCUAGUGGCUACCCGACUCCACCAUCUCCCCUGCACGCUUGUGAGUUAUCUCGACUUGGGGACUUGUUGAUAGGGGCGGAGCACGUUGGAGCUCGAGGGCCCCCCCGGCCCCCUCCCCCCCCCCCCCCCCCCCCAGAAUUUUGAAGAUCCCUUGUAUAUACGUCGAGAAUUUUGGAAAUUACGUAUAAGUUACAUUAGUUUUAUUAAUAUAUAAAGCGUCGAUUAGUAACAAUGAAAUUGCUUCUAAUCUAGCGGAGGAAUUGCUUCCAUUGAGUCCCGGAUCAGGGUUUGAUUCCUUGUGCUAGUAGUAUAUAUUUUGUUUUCAACUUUUUAGUUCAAUUCCUUCUUUUUAAAGAUUUUUUUUAGUUCAAUCCCUUCUUUUUAAAGAUUUUUAGUUCAAUUCACUAUGAAAGUGAUUUCCAUUUAAGUUUUAUCUUGAGUUUAUAAUUCAUAUUUUAAGAAUUUUGAAUUUAUGUAGAUUAAACUUUUCUCAAAAUUCUUGUAUUCUCAUAUAUUCAUUUUUAAGUUGCAAUAAGAGUACAGGCAUGACACAAUUGAAAAAAUUACUUUUUUUGUUGGUAAUUCAAUUAUUUAUCUUGAACAUAUUGUACUAGAAAUUUUAGUUUGGAUCAUAUCUUUAGUUUUUUUAAUUAUCUCAAAUGUAUUUUUCGACGAUUAUGACAAAUAGCUAAUUUUAUCCUUCUAUAUAAUGAAUUAUCUUUUCUUAACAUCGGAUGAUAAUACGCAAAAAAAAAAGUUGCCCCCCCCCCCCCUCGGACUUGCAAAUCCUGGCUCCGCCCCUACUUGUUGAGCUAAAUUUUCGAGUUUGGUUGUUUUGAGCAAUGAGUUGACUCGAAAGUAUGCCUAGUGAGCCACAUCACCUAAUAAUUUAUGAGCAAAUCGGUUAAUAGCUUAUCAUUGAAUUGCUCUUAAUUUAUAUGUUUGUUAGAUUAUAUAUGAUUUUUAAGAAUUUGAGGACGUGAUUAAAUAUCGCAUUUAAAAUUAUAAUAUAAAAAAGAAAUUAUGUAUUAUAAUUUAUUCAGAUACCAAUUACUAUUAAAUAACAUGGUAUCAACAAUUAAGAAUUAUGAACCAAAUGAUAAGAUAGUUUAGCUCAAGCCAAUCUUGCAAACUAAUUGAUGAAUCGAGCUCAAGUCAAACAUAAAGCAAAAUUUUAGUAGACAAAGGCAUCCAUGAGUGUUGGGGACAAAGUCUCCCGUUGUUGUGUCUUGUACAGGUGGUCUUCAGGUUUAGUAGACCUCGUUGUCAUAAAGUGGCAAGUGGGAUUGAGGUUACUGAGUUAUAAAAGAAAAAUUUAGUAGACAAAACUAACUUGAAAUUUACUUGUUUAUUAAGGUGCCGACCCCAAAUUAAAUCAAAACUCUGUUCAACUCGACAUAUUUACAGCCCUAUCCACAGUCCACACGUGUAUUCCUAUCUCACCUUUGUCCGUUUAUAUGGGCCCGAAAGAAUAUUCGUCGGGGAGGAUGGGCCGGUAGCCCAGGGCAUGAACGAUCCAAUAACGCUAUGAAGUUGUACGGCCCAGUUGAGUCUCCCGUUACCCGCCAACGCGAGCCCGAGUUCUCCCUCCACUGCUUUCCUUGCACAACCAUUCCUUUCCUUCCUGCCUGCCUCUGGGGCAGAUGAGGUUAGUAACCCAUAUGGUGAGUAACCAUCAGUAACCUGUCCACAUCCGCAUGACAUCAGCAUGUCCUCUCUCCUAAAAAGUCUUUUAUAUUUUCCCCUUUAAUCUUUAAUUGACGAUUUCUCUAUCGUUUUAGGUCGAAAUUUAAUUUUUUUUUGCACAGAUAAAUCAGAUUAAAUGUGCUCUUUAAAAUGAUAUCCACUUUGCUAUAUUUUUAGUACAAAAAAAUUUGAAUAAUUUUUUACCAGUCAUUACCACAUGGUAUGCUCAUAUUUAAUACCAUAUGGUAAGAAAGCGUACCAUGAUGGUAUGAACAUACCAAUAUGGUAAGAAUGUUGAAUACAUGAUAGUAGGAGUAUACUAACUGUCAUUUACGACUUUCAUCAUUGUUUACCAUAAGUUACCAGCCACAUACCAUAGUGGUAAAGUAUGAUAACUUUUUGUCCAGUUUUUUUUUCACCCAGAAAUUUGUAGAUCCAAUAGAUCAUGAUGAACUCGUACAUUCUGAGCAAACGUUUUCAAAAACGACUUAAAAACGAAGAAGUUACCAUAUGGUAUGUAGUUGGUAAAAAAAGUUUCUCGAAAUAUAUUGAAAAUUGAUCUCAUUAUGUAGAGCACAACGAACUCGUUCCAUGUGUGAAAAAAAAUUGAAAUUCAAGUUAAAACGAAGAAGACAAGAGCUAAUUAUGAAAACUAAGAAAAAUAAAAUAUCUUUAAUUGACAACCCUUAGAUCUGGAUUUUCUGAACUAUCUAAAUUCAUAUGUAAAUAUCCUAUCCUAGGCCACUGCUAUGGAUUUUAAAGAUUGAAAACUUAUUAAUUCAGUGCGGGUGAGGAAAUCCAUAUUCUUAUUUCUUAUUCUACUUACGCUUCCAUUAUUAUAGUUGAAGGAAGAGUCAGAUCGCAUAGCAUCUCCCUCUCGCUGUUGCUCCAACGCGAUUAUUAAUUCGGCUUGUUGCUCUCUUUCGCUCGUCCGCUGCAAUUUUCGACCCUCAUCUCCGAUCGAGCUCGCCUCUCUUCUGCGAUUCGUACUCUCUGAUUUCAAUCCUCCAAUCCCUAGCUCUAAGGUUCGAUACGAAAUUUCCAAUCUUUGCACGUCUCCUGAUGAUUUGCAUAAUCUGGGUUGUGAUGCCUUUGGUCUGAUGAUCUGCAUAAUAUAUAUUUAUCCUUCGUGGGAUUUGUGGCGGUCGUUCUCAUGUGGGGUUGCCUUUCAUUUGUAGUGGCUGGAAUUGGUUGUUGAUUGAAUUUUGCUGAAUUUGGGCAAUUUGUUGAAGUAGUAGGAGGAGGAACAAAGAGAAGAGGGGAUGGGAGCAUUCGUGUCUAGAUUUUGGUUCAUGUUGUUUCCUGCAAAGGAAUACAAGAUUGUGGUGGUUGGGUUGGAUAAUGCAGGGAAGACCACCACUCUUUACAAAUUGCACUUGGGUGAGGUCGUGACUACUCACCCUACCGUUGGUAGCAAUGUGGAAGAGGUUGUCUACAAGAAUAUACGUUUUGAGGUAUGGGACCUCGGAGGACAAGAGAGGCUAAGGGCAUCAUGGGCAACAUAUUACCGAGGAACUCAUGCCAUAAUCGCAGUAAUAGACAGCACCGAUAGAGCAAGGAUUUCCAUCAUGAAGGAAGAACUUUUCCGGCUGUUGGGCCAUGACGAAUUGCAGCAGUCUGUUGUGCUCGUGUUUGCAAAUAAACAAGAUCUGAAAGACGCCAUGACUCCUGCUGAGAUAACAGAUGCUCUUUCGCUCCAUAGCAUCAAGAAUCAAGAUUGGCACAUCCAAGCGUGUUGUGCCCUCACGGGUGAUGGCUUGUACGAUGGCCUUGGAUGGAUUGCUCAGAGGGUUACUGGCAAGGCGCCAAGUUAGAGGAUUAAAAUGUUGGAAGGAGU
Linum trigynum is the source of this 4346-nucleotide messenger RNA. The record is from the annotation of a GenBank genome assembly. Lineage: Eukaryota; Viridiplantae; Streptophyta; Magnoliopsida; Malpighiales; Linaceae.